ACAAGCACAUACACAGAGAUAGAUGGGCGUUGUAGGAGGAGUGAUAUUGGACAAGUCAGUAGUGUUAGCAUCUAACUCUUCUCAACAUGAAAACCCAUCCUUGCAACCCGGUGCUGACUCUCUCCUCCGCAUGCUCCGCCAUUCCAAAAUCCCUACGGGGAUUUCCUAUGACGUGGGGCUCUCAGAUGAUAAGGUGAGUCUUCUGAAAAGGCUGGCAACCCUUUACUCGUUUGAUUGUUUUAUCUUGAAUGCAUCUUCUAUAGAUGAUGCUAAAAAUGAGAUUAUGCUAGCUUGGGGGGACACUGGAGGCAGUAUUUUGCACGUAGUUUCUGACAAGAAGAAGGAAUUCUUUCCGAAACUAAGCAAUUGCAGUUGGCUGAUCAUUGUUCUUAGAUCUCUUGGGCAAGAAUCAGCAGAUGUUAUUGAAGGCGGCAGUUCAUGUGAGAACUCAAGCAUGAUUUUUAUCAACAAGCUAGAAGAGUUGCCUUCAACUGUAUGCCACAUAAAUAGAAAGGUUUCAAAAGCAACUGGUAACAGUGUCGUGACUGUUGGAUAUGUUAUGAAACCUUCACGUGAAGAAGAUUUUGCUAAGAGGGGUGCAUUUCCUUUGUAUCCUACUCAAAAUGGGUUGAUAUUCAUGCCCCUCACCUUUGAGCUUCCUUUAUCACCUCAAUUACAAGAGGUUGACAUAGUUCUCCAUAAAGCAACUGAUGGAAUUAAAUCCAUUGAAUUGAAGAGCCGUACAAACUUCUCUAACAGAAUAGUUUACACCAGUGGCAUGCAGGACUUACAAAGAUAUUUGGAGGAUCACCCAGAUUGUUGUGUGAUUGAUUCAUUUAACAACAUCUACCCUGUGUUAGAUCGGCUGGAAAUUCAAGAAAUUCUACUUUGCUUGGAGGAUCUCAAAACUGAAGGCCGCUCUACAAUCAGGGGCCCCCGUUUCUUGAAGGUUGAUAGUUUCAAAGAACCUGAUUUGCUGCAAAGGCUGUCUGAAGCUAAAUUAUCUCUUCCAAGUAUAGUGAAGCCUCAAGUUGCAUGUGGUGUAGCUAAUGCUCACAAUAUGGCAAUCAUAUUCAGAAAUGAAGAUUUUAAGGACUUGAGUGUUCCUCUUCCAGCUGUUGUGCAGGAAUAUGUGGAUCAUUCAUCUACUUUGUACAAAUUUUAUGUCUUGGGUGAAAAAGUUUUCUAUGCAGUUAAAAAGUCUACACCAAAUGCUGAUAUCUUGAUGAAAUUAUCUGAAAGUAAUGGACUCAAACCUCUAGUCUUUGACAGCUUAAAAUCUCUUCCCACUGCCAAAGAAGACCAGCAUUAUGGUGAUGGUAAUUGUUCCAAGGCCACUAAUAGUUGUGUUGAUCUUGAUCUGGUUACAGACGCAGCAAAUUGGCUUAGGGGAGUGCUUGAUCUUACCAUCUUUGGCUUUGAUGUUGUUAUUCAGGAAGGCACUUGUGAUCAUGUCAUUGUGGAUGUAAAUUAUCUCCCAUCUUUUAAGGAAGUUCCUGAUGAUAUUGCAAUACCUGCCUUUUGGGAGGCUAUUAAGAAGAAAUUUGAAUUGAAAAGGUCAAAAUAAGCAACAAAAGCUCCUCUUUGACAAGACGAUCAGUGAAGACGGGGUUGAUCAUCACAUCUGUGUUAAAGAGACCAACCAUGAUCUGUUCAUUUUGGAAGUGAGAUAUAAGAUGUAUAUUCCUGUGAUUAUAUGUCAUAGCACCUUGGGAAGAAAUCUGAGCAAGAAAAAUAUCAUGUAAUCUUUCUCUUAGCACAAGUCCUUUUACUGCACCUUAUGUCUAGAAUCUUGUGUUAUUAUCAACAGUCCACGCUUCGCAAUUUGAACUUGCCAUGCAUGAUCUUUCUUUCUUUUUUUUCCCUGUAAUAUUCCUUUUGGAUAUGAAGUGCCUUUUUUUUGUUUGUUUGGGGGAGGGAACCUAUAUUUAGCUUCCUUCACUUUACCCACCUUAUGUGAUGUUCAUAACUAUGAUUUUAUUAAUGGAACAUCUUGUGUAAAGAUUGGACAUUUUUUAUGUAGUUGAUCAUGAUUUUUAACGUUUGUUCCUAUA
Quercus lobata is the source of this 2054-nucleotide messenger RNA. Its product is annotated as inositol 1,3,4-trisphosphate 5/6-kinase 4-like. Lineage: Eukaryota; Viridiplantae; Streptophyta; Magnoliopsida; Fagales; Fagaceae. Gene Ontology annotation, cellular component: cytoplasm. Gene Ontology annotation, molecular function: inositol-3,4,5,6-tetrakisphosphate 1-kinase activity; magnesium ion binding; inositol-1,3,4-trisphosphate 5-kinase activity. Bases 23 to 1567 code for a protein of 514 amino acids. Gene Ontology annotation, biological process: inositol trisphosphate metabolic process. The record is from RefSeq and is a predicted model, not a curated record. The transcript has 13 exons.